Lampris incognitus (smalleye Pacific opah) is the source of this 1395-nucleotide messenger RNA. Its product is annotated as tubby protein. The transcript is spliced from 10 exons. NCBI's taxonomy places the organism in Eukaryota, Metazoa, Chordata, Actinopteri, Lampriformes, Lampridae. The record is from RefSeq and is a predicted model, not a curated record. Bases 1 to 1395 code for a protein of 464 amino acids. Gene Ontology annotation, cellular component: cilium. Gene Ontology annotation, biological process: protein localization to cilium.
AUGGAGGACCCAGAUAUUCGCCAACAGAAGCUGGAAAACCAGAGGACUCUUCUGAUGAAGAAACAGCAGAGGAGGAGGGCGGACACGCAGAUGGUGCUAGCCAAUCGCGACGCUCGGCCUAAAAACCGGAAGCACAAGGCGGGCAGCUCAGAUGAGACGGCUCUGCUGAUCAGCCAAUCACACAGCAGCUCUUCUCUAAACGAUUGCCAGGUUGAACAUGCCCAUGAUAACCCACUAGAGGAGAUCACUCUGGGAGAAGAUGGCGUCGAAACAACCAUGACAUCUGACGAGGUGCCUCUUAAAAAGCCCAUCACACCCAAAACGAUGGAUCUGGAGAUCCACGGAGAACCACAGCCGUUGAGUGAAGGAGAGAACGACGUCGAGGUGGAGGGGAAGAAGACGAAGAAGAAAGCAGUGAAAAAGGAGAAAGCCAAGCCCAGGUGCCAAAUAAGUGACAGCGAGAGCAAAGAUGACGAAAUUCCCGAGAAAGAAAAGAACCCGAGGAAGAAAAAGAGGGGAGAGAAAGUGGAGAUAAACCUUGCGUCCCUGAAUACCAAUUACCGGGAGAGGUCGUCCUCAGACAGCGACUCUAUCGAGAGGUCCAUGUCUCCCAUCUCGGUGGAGGAUCUGGAGAAGUUCGCCUUGCGCCCGGCCCCAAGGGAGGUGACCAUCCAGUGCAGGAUCACGAGGGACCGCAGAGGCGUGGAGAAGGGAAUCUACCCCACGUACUACCUGCACAUGGAGAAGGACGAUGGCAAGAGGGUUUUCCUAAUGGCUGGCAGGAAGAGGAAGAAGUGCAAAACCUCAAAUUAUCUCAUCUCCAUUGACCCGACGGAUCUGUCCAGGGAUACCAGCAGCUACAUAGGAAAGCUACGGUCCAACGUCCUGGGUACAAAGUUCACCAUCUAUGAUGGCGGAGAGAACCCAGACAAGAAACCCUUUAUCAAAGAAAGUGAAUCGGUCCGGCAGGAGCUGGCAGCAGUGUGCUACGAGAAGAACGUUCUAGGUUUCAGGGGUCCAAGGAAAAUGACAGUGAUCAUCCCUGGCAUGAUGGAGAGUGAUGAGAGAGUUUGCAUCCGCCCCAAAAGUGAUAUCGAGACUCUGAUGGUUCGCCAUGAGAACGGAAACACGGACAACCUGGUCACUCUGAUGAAUAAGUCCCCCAGCUGGAACGAACAGACCCAAUCCUAUGUGUUAAAUUUCCACGGACGCGUGACCCAGGCCUCGGUCAAAAACUUCCAGAUCAUUCACCCCGAUAAUGAGGAUUACAUCGUGAUGCAGUUUGGCCGCGUUGCAGAGGACGUGUUCUCCAUGGACUACAGUUUCCCUCUGUGUGCCCUACAGGCCUUUGCCAUCACCCUCUCCUCCUUUGACGGGAAACUGGCCUGCGAGUGA